Messenger RNA from Lactuca virosa, 381 nucleotides. The record is from the annotation of a GenBank genome assembly. NCBI's taxonomy places the organism in Eukaryota, Viridiplantae, Streptophyta, Magnoliopsida, Asterales, Asteraceae.
AUGUUGAUGAACAUCGUCUUCUACCUCUGUAUACUCUUUCCGGUCUUCCGUAUCAAGCAAGAUUUGCUCAAUUUAAUCACGGAGUUCUUCUUCUACUUGUUUCGAUGCGAUAACUCUACUCCAUACCCAAGUCUCGUCGAUCUUCCGGUUAUCAAGUUCGAAGAGCUGCUGCACCGGCGAAACAGAUUCGUGGAAGAGAUGUGUUUUAUAUGCUCUGCCGAUUACCAUCUCGAUGACGUUGUUUGUCAGCUCAGCAGGUGUCGUCACGUAUACCAUUCUGACUGCGUCGGUCAAUUGCUUCACCGGAAACAGCAUGCUUGUCCGUUCUGCCGUUCUCCGAUCUUCUCCGGGCUUUCACCGAUGGCCUGUCAAAACUUCUGA